UCAAUCAGGAAGUGGAGAAAACAACUAAAGAAGAAGAAGAAGAAGAAGAAGUUGGAUACAAAAAAAACAACAACAAAACCCGUCGUCUCGGUUACUUUCGCCGUCGUUCGAAGUCGGCGGUUGGGAUCGAGAAUUCGAAACGCGUUCCAACGGUCAUGGAAAGCAUUCUCCCUUGUUAGAACCAAGUACUAUCUCGGACACAGCCAGCGCGUCGGUGUCGGUCAGGAGGGUACAUAGCCUAAAUCAGCUGGUGGUCAUGUGUGAAGCUGUGGUCUGAUGCCCACCCUCCCCUCAGCGCUGGCCAUGGACGGGGAGAACUACCUGCAUCCAGAAGGCCCUCAGCUGGACAGCAGCUUGUUCUCUGUGGCCCCCUCUAACAUGGAGAGUUCAAUAUAUUCCCCCUCUGGUUCCUGGGGAUCCUACUCUCAGCAGGCUGAAUACAGCAUACACUGCCCUAUGCAAUCUGGAAACCAGCAAUACCACUUGAACAGCAGCACUACCACCACCACUCCGGAUGUGCACAUGGACAUGUACUCGGGAUUCCCUGACGUGGACUUUUCCAGCCUCAACCUCCCCAGGAAUGGAGACUUCCCCCAGGACCUGUCCUGCAUUGAUGACCUCUCCACAAACUCCCUGUUCUCCUCUCCGGCUGACUCACUGUCGGAGUAUGCUGAUGCUCAGCCCUUCAUCAGCCCAGACAACCUGAACACAGUGCCCACCCUCUGGGACGUCAACACUAGUACCACCACCACCACCACCACACCAGCACAGAGCCAGCUCGAGCUGAAUGGCACCAGCAGGUUUCAUGGCUUGGCCAGUUUGGAUGAUAUAACUGCUAUUAUCAGCACCCCACCUUUAGGAGGAUUCCAGCCUCAGAGAACACAGACGCCCACAGAGGAGGAAGAGGAUGCUGAGGAAGAGGAGACAGAGGAACUGGGACAUGUAGACACAUAUGCUGAGUACAGACCUUCCAAAUCCACUAUAGGAAUUUCUCAUCCUGACAUAGUGGUGGAGACCAACACGCUAUCCAGUGUCCCUCCUCCUGACAUCACAUACACCCUGUCCAUCCCAGAGCCAACUAUAAACUGUGGUCUGCUGUCCGCUCUGCAGCUAGAGGCCAUCAUCUACGCCUGCCAGCAACACGAGGUUAUCCUUCAGAACAACCAGAGGGCAGGCUUCCUGAUCGGAGAUGGAGCAGGGGUUGGAAAGGGACGCACUGUGGCAGGAAUCAUCCUGGAGAACUACCUUAAGGAAAGGAAGAAAUCACUAUGGUUCAGCAUAUCCAAUGACCUGAAAUUUGAUGCAGAGAGAGAUCUCAAAGACAUAAAUGCACCGAAUAUUCCUGUGCAUGCCUUAAACAAGAUUAAGUAUGGAGACACAGCUACCUCAGAAGGAGUCCUGUUUGCGACUUACUCUGCGCUGAUUGGAGAGAGCCAGGCGGGAGGGCAGCACCGGACGAGAAUCAAACAGAUCCUGGACUGGUGCAAGCCAGACUUUGACGGAGUUAUUAUUUUUGACGAAUGCCACAAAGCCAAGAAUGCCACCUCUACAAAGAUGGGCAAGGCAGUGCUUGACCUGCAAAACAAGCUGCCAAGGGCCAGAGUGGUGUAUGCCAGUGCCACAGGUGCCUCUGAGCCAAAGAACAUGAUCUACAUGAGCCGCCUGGGAAUCUGGGGUGAGGGCACGCCCUUCAGGGCCUUUGAGGACUUUCUGCACGCCAUCGAGAAGAGGGGUGUCGGCGCCAUGGAGAUCGUUGCCAUGGACAUGAAGGUGAGCGGCAUGUACAUCGCCCGGCAGCUGAGCUUCUCAGGAGUGUCGUUCCGCGUCGAAGAGAUCGGACUGGACAGUGACUUCAAACUGGUCUACAACAAAGCUGCCAUACUGUGGGCGGAGGCGCUGCAGGUGUUCAUGCGUGCGGCCGAUGAGCUGGGCCUGGUCAGCAGGAAGUCUCUGUGGGGGCAGUUCUGGUCGUCUCACCAGCGCUUCUUCAAAUAUCUCUGUAUCGCUGCCAAGGUCCGCUGCCUGGUGGAGCUGGCCCAAAAGGAGCUGCAGGCCGGAAAGUGCAUCGUCAUCGGGCUGCAGUCUACCGGAGAGUCCCGGACCAGAGAAGUCCUGGAUGAGAACGACGGGCAGCUCGACAGAUUUGUCUCUGCAGCAGAGGGUGUAUUCCAGUCUCUUGUAACGAAGCAUUUCCCUUCAGAGAAACAGAGGAGAGAGAAAGCACCGGGAAAUAAGAGAAAACGGAAGCCUAGAGGUCGCCAGCCGAAGGUACCGAAGCACACCGUGGACAGCGGGGGUGUGAUCAACAUCAGCGAUGACAGCAGCAGUGACUCGGAUGGCAUGGACACGGACUCCAACUCCUCACCUGACUCCCUGCUAGACAAUGAUGAUGUCAUCUUUGUCAACCACACUAGCUGUCAGACAGCCAGAAUAGAGGAUAUGAAGCAGGGCCUCCUCAACAAAAUAUCCGUGCUGGGAAAAGAACUACCUCUCAAUACCUUGGACGAGCUCAUCGAUAAGUUUGGAGGACCAGAUAAAGUCUCAGAGAUGACUGGUCGUAAGGGUCGUGUGGUGCGGCGUCCUGAUGGCAGCGUUCGUUACGAGUCCCGGGCUGAGCAGGGUCUCACCAUCGACCACAUAAACAUCAAGGAGAAAGAUCGCUUCAUGGGUGCAGAGAAGUUUGUUGCCAUCAUCUCAGAGGCGGCCAGCUCUGGGAUUUCCCUUCAGGCGGACAAGCGAGUGAAAAACCAGCGGCGCCGGGUCCACAUGACCUUGGAGCUGCCUUGGAGUGCAGACAGAGCCAUUCAGCAAUUUGGUCGCACCCAUCGGUCCAAUCAGGUGACGGCCCCAGAGUACAUCUUCCUCAUCUCAGAAUUGGCCGGGGAGAGACGUUUUGCGUCCAUUGUGGCUAAAAGACUAGAGAGCCUGGGUGCGUUAACCCACGGAGACAGAAGAGCCACAGAGUCCAGAGACCUGAGCAAGUACAAUUUUGAGAACAAGUAUGGUACCAAGGCUCUAGACAAGAUCACCAAAGCAAUCCUUGGCCACAUAGAAAACAAGGUGCCCCCUCCCAAAGGCUACCCUGCAGGCGAGGCCUUGUUCUUCAGAGACAUGAAAAUUGGAAUGAUGGAUGUGGGCAUCUUCUGUAGGGAGUCUCGCUUUGGGAUCAAUACUGAGAAAGACUGCAGCAUUACCAAGUUCUUAAAUCGCAUCCUGGGCCUGGAAGUCCACAAGCAGAACUAUCUGUUCCAGUACUUCACGGACAACUUUGACUACCUAAUUGAGAAGGAUAAGAAGGAGGGCAAAUAUGACAUGGGAAUCCUAGAUCUCGCCCCGGGUAACGAUGAGAUCUAUGAGGAGAAGCAGGAAACUUUCUUGACAGUUGGAAAUCCUCAGGAUGGACAGGUUGUUCUCUAUAAGAUCAGUGUGGACCGAGGCAUGCCCUGGGACGAGGCCUACAACAGGUCGCUGAAGCUCAGCAGUCCUGAUGAGGGAUUCUACCUGUCCCUGAAGCUGCGAGGAAACCACCCGUGUGUGCUGCUAGCGGAGCAAGGACGAGGCAAGAACCUCAUCGUCUACAAGCCCAAUAUUGGCAAGCAGACGCACCCCGAGAGCCUGGACAACCUGCAGCUACGCUACCGGAAGGUGACCCCAGAGGAAGCCAAGGACAGCUGGGAGAACCAGUUCACCUUCUCCUUCAAGAAGUGUAGCCAUGCCAACUGGAAUGGGAAGUGCAAGAAAAUAGAGGAAGGUCAGGAGUGUCUGCAGGGCAUGCGCCUCCGUCAGUACCACAUGUUGUGUGGCGCUCUGCUGCGUGUGUGGAAGCGCGUAUCCGAUGUGGUGUCUGAACUCACCAACUCCAGCAUCCUGCAGAUCGUCCGCCUUAAAACCAAACAGCACAACAAGCAAGUCGGUAUCAAGAUCCCAGAGAACUGCGUGGCCCAUGUGCGCAAGGUGCUGGUGCAGAUGGACGAGGAGGUGAAGAGGAGGCGGAAGGAGAGGGAGCAGCGGCAGGCCGAGGAGCGCGAUCGCAAAAUGGAGCACGACAACAAACACCUCCUGGCCAAUCUGAUGCUCAACCAGUCCCUCGCCCAGAAACUGAACCAAAGGACGCAAACUGGGAGCAUCUCUCAGCUGCCGAGGCCGCAAGCCCAGAACCAGUCGGCUUUACAGCAGAACUUACCCCUGUUGUCCUUACAUAGAAACCUCAGUCAGCAAAGGACCCAUAACAGCUGGCCCAACAAUUCCACCAACAACAACAACAACCAGGGCUCCGCCUCCAACACGGUCAGCAUCCGCUCCAACUUCUCCCAGUUUUACCCCCAACCCUUCGUGUUUCAACAGCUGAAGGGUGUCCAUCCGAACACCGGCGUGUCUUCCAAGAAUCCUCUGGAUGAGAUCUUGGACCUGACCAUGGGCUCGCCGUCCCCCUCCCCGGACAGCACGGAGGUGGGACUGAAUCUGGACAGCCUAGGGGGACACUCGACUGCGUUCGUAGAGGACUUUAACCUGGAGUCCCUGAUCUCUCAGACUCCAUCCAAUGCCCAGCACGCUGCACAUAUACAGCAGCCUCUUUUGCUACAGCAUCAGCAGCAGCAGCAGCAUCUACUGGCCACAAACCACCAAGACUUAUUAGAUUUAUUUGACUUGCCCCUGUCCCCCCAGAUGCCCACACAGAAAGCCAGCCCCUCGUCCUCUACCUCUUCCUGCUCUUCCUCCACGUCCUCCACCUCGAACAACCUGGUCCCACACGUCCACGCCGGCCUCCUGCCCGCGUCCAGCCUCAUCCCGACGUCGUCCUCCUCGUCCCUGUUCUCCAGCCCGUCCUCGUCCUCCUCUCUGUUCUCCAACUCCUCCCCCCGCUUCUCUUCCAACUAUCUCCCCGCCCAGUUGGACUCGCUACCUUUACCCAACGGCCACUCCGCCGCCCUCGACGCCCGCGAGGCCCUGAACAGCAUGCUACAGGGACCGGACCGCAAGUCUGUCAUUAAGUACCGGCCACCGGAGUGAGAGCUUGAGCAGCAGCAGCAGCUCGUCUGGACUUUUGUUUCGUUUUUUCUUUUAGGUAUUUUUUUUGUUUGUUUUCGUUUUGUCUUUUUAAAGCAGAUCUUGUCUCGUUUGCUGCUGUCUAUGAUCGCAACCUCGGACCUACUCCCUCUCCCCUCAGGGCCUAUAGUCACGUCACUGCCUGUCCUGCGCUCGGCUCACCCUUCUCUUUAUCCACCUGUAGCGUUCACCUGCUUGAGGCUUGUUUAGGCGACAGCGGGCUCCAUCAAUAUAUCAGAUUUCUGCACCAAAGUGUGUCCUCCACAGUGAAAGGCAGCUGUUAAACAAACAAACAAACAAAAGAUAAAUAAACACGUGAUAACUGUAUUUUAUUGAACAUACGAGCUGUCAAAACAAAAAGGCUCAUUCAUUGAGGUGUGGAAAUCUUUAACAAACCUCCCGCUGCUGAUUUUACGAGGUAUGAUUGGUGAAGUUGCUGGAAGCUCUCAAUGCCUUUCACCAGUUUUUCAAUAAACCACAUCUUUUUAGACUUUGCUUUACUGUUACUUCUGCUUCAUGGCCGUUUGUCUUGACUAAAACAAGGCUGUAUGCAAGGCUCGGGUUUGAGUGAAACAAAAGAUAGCAUUGAACUGGAAGAUGAGGAGAAAAAAAACAAACAAACCCCCACCCAGAUGAAAUCUUUUAGCUGAUAAGCCAUGAAAUGCCUCAGUUCUCUUCUUCUUUUUGUGUUGUUGUUCUUCUUCAUGCUCCCUCUUGUUUCUCUCCCUGCUUGUAUGAACACUAGUGUGAGGGAAAAGGGAGAGGAAGAGCAGUCUGCUGUUGCAAACAGUGCCUUUGGAGAAAUCUAUAAAUGCAGUCUUUAAAAAGUCCAUGUAGCCUAAUGUAUAGAUUUGUACUCUUGAGCGUUGGUUUUUCAUUUUAAUUUAAACAUGGUAUAUUUGUAUUUAACUUUUAGCCCCCCCCUCCUCUCGGUCGUUGUUUGUGUUACACUAUGCUGGUGGUGGGUUUCAGGAAGAAGCCUCCAUUAAGCCCGUUUGUGCUCGUAUGAUUGUCUGUGGAGCAUCAGAUUUGUCCUUUUUUUUUUUUACUUUUUUUUUUUUCUGUGUCCUUCUGUCCCUGUUGACGCGACAAUAUGCUACAUGGUCAGUAUGGCACGGAUUAUUGAGCAGCAUGGAUAAGAAAUGUGUCCAAAAAUUUGAUCACCCCUUUUUUUCCCUUUUUUUUUAAAGCUGACAAUAACAUUUAGUGAUGUGACUCCUGGUUUGAUCAGAUUUUUUGAAUUUCUCAGGAAAGUCUUCAGUUCUUUUGUUGUUGUCGUCAUUUUGACCGACAAACCUAUGGAAAUUCAUUUUUAAGUCUUUUUAAAUACGGUGGAUGACAAAGAAUUUCAAGGUUCUAUCGUCUUGAGGGCUUGAAAAUUAAACAAAAAAAAUAUUCCUCAUGAAAUAUUUUUUCAUUUCUACCAUCAAGACUUUUAGAACAUUUGAAACUUUGCCAGACUUGUGACGUUCACUGUGUAUGAUAGUAGAUAUUUUAAAAAAACAAACCUGUGAGAUCUGGCCAUCUUUGUGUGAAAACGAUGCACUGUAGUUGGUCCAUGACAUUAAAACAAUGCCGGGAUAAGUUCAAGUGAUCAAAAAGCAAUAAAACCAUAUUCUACAUUUGUUGUGAAACAGAAAUGCCUAAGUACUGUUUACGCUCAACAGGCAAAGCUUUGUGGUUACCUUUGCAUGGUAUGAAUCUUCUUAUUUCUGUUGUGCUUCAUGGUCCUUUUUUUUUUUCUUUUCUUUUAGUUAAACUGAUUCUGAAAUGCAUACAACCUUUUUGUAUAGUACGUUUUCACGGGAUGAGCGCAAUGCGUUCUUGAUGUUUUUAGUCAUCGUUAUUAUAAAAGUUAUUGUUAUUUAUAUUUAAGGGAUAUUUAGAUUUUAGAUAUGUUAUCCUGCUUAUUAGAAUAGUUAACGAAAAAUGUUUGGUCAGGGAAGUUUCUAGUUUUCAAGAUUACUAUAAAACAAAUUCUAUUAUAAUCUGCCACCAAAUAAGAUUGCACUGUUCUGCACUGCUGUACAGUGUCUGGAUUUUUUUUUUUUUUUUCAAUUUCUGCUUACUUCAGUUUUGCUUUUCUCAAGUAGAAUUGUUUCUCCAACUCGUAGACCUUUUGCCAGGCCUCCAGUUCGCAGAGAGAUACCAAAGUAUUCCACAGACACCCCUAAAGUUACUGGCUCGAAGAUAUCAGACCUUUUUUUUGUCAAUCUCAGGAAGAAAACCUACAAGAGGUGUAACGGCGGGGGCGUUAGCAGAAAAUAUAUAUAUAUAUAUAUAUAUAUAUAUAUAUAUAUCAUUUCCCCCUCGUAACCGUGGUGAAACUAACCAGUACAUGUGCUAUUCUGUUCUUAACUCUGUGCUGUGACUCUUGCUGUAUUUAUGUUUUAGACUUAAUGUGAUGGGUUUUGUCGUUUUGUCCUUGUGAACAUGUCAGUGAUUUUAAAUGUUUAUGCCUUCUUAGGGCAAAGAUCAACGGCUGUUUCUUUUUUUUAAGGAACAUUGGUUUUUUUCUGGGGUUUUUUUUUUUUUUUUUCCGUCUUGUGUUGGACAUUUUAAUUCACGUUAGAGCCGGCAGAUUCUUUUUUCCGAGUCGAUUCGCACCCUGGGUUAUACUGAUAUGUGCAAUUGAUCUGUCCAAGCCUUCACGCCUCCCUUUAGUGCAACAGAUGUUUAGACUCACAGGAUCUCAGAUUUCUUGUUAAUGCUUCUUUUUAUUUAAUUUUUUAUUUGCAGGAUCUUAUUAUAUAGCAUGUUUUCCUGGUACCCUCAUUAAUGUUGCUUUUAAUAUUCCUCGUCAGGCACAUUCCAGUCUGCAAAAGAUCUGCCUUAGAUUUUGUGUUUUAGUCACACAAAUAAAGCUUUAUGCAUUUGAGGGAUAUGGACCGCAUUUUUAGGAAGAAAAAAAAAAAGCUUUUGUUUUUUUUUGUUUUUAAAGAUUCGUAGUUUAAGUGUAGUUUAUCGUUUAUCGUUUUAUUAUCAUUUUGCACUAAGAAUGGCAUAAUCAAGUUACUGUUCUCUUGUGGGUUAUGAUUGAGCAUUGCAAGCUUGUUUUUUUUUCUGAUCUUUGAUGGAUAGCUCUGUGUAUACUGUAACCAUCCUCCUUGUUUCUCCACCAUAUUACAUACAUGUUAUCACUCUCAAAAAAAAUAAUUUAUUGCUAACAAAAAAAAUGAAACAAAAAACAUGCUACUGAUUGUAUGUAUUUUUAAACAAAGCCUAUUUUUUCUGUAAAAAAAAAGAAAAAAAAAGAAACUGUGUUCAGCACUUUUAUUCUGGGUUGUGCUUUUGUUUUCUAUAUAUUUAUAAUUUAGAUCCAAAUGUAUAUAUUGUAAAAUUUGUGCCUUUCGACUAAUUCUUUAAAAAGGUUUUCUACUCAUUAAAGGAAGGACUAUAUGAAAAUGCAAUCUUAACUUUGUAAACAAAUAAAAAC
Molecule: messenger RNA, 8482 nt
Organism: Anoplopoma fimbria (sablefish)
Lineage: Eukaryota; Metazoa; Chordata; Actinopteri; Perciformes; Anoplopomatidae
Gene: sbno2b
Product: protein strawberry notch homolog 2
Exons: 32
Coding region: 277-5010 (1577 amino acids)
Biological process (GO): regulation of DNA-templated transcription
Cellular component (GO): nucleus
Molecular function (GO): chromatin DNA binding; histone binding
Source: RefSeq, a predicted model, not a curated record